UCGCAAAGACAGCAGUAAGACGUUUAAAGCAUAGACAUCUGGGAAGAAUCAGAAGAAAAACAUGGCAGAACCUGAGAACAGGGUUGCAACUCAUGGGUUGAGAUGUUUUUCCAAGAUCAAGAUGUUUCUAUUUUCAUUAACAAUGGCAUAUGUAGCCAAAUCACUAUCAGGAACUUACAUGAAUUCUAUGCUCACACAAAUAGAGAGACAAUUUGAUAUCUCCACAUCUGUAGUUGGAUUGAUCAAUGGGAGCUUUGAGAUUGGAAACCUUUUGUUGAUUAUAUUCAUGAGUUAUUUUGGAACAAAAGGGCACAGGCCUCUCAUGAUUGGUGUCGGAUGUGUGGUUAUGGGCCUAGGGUGUUUCUUAAUGUCACUACCUCAUUUCCUGAUGGGCCGAUAUGAAUAUGAGAAAACAAUUUCACCUGCAAGCAACUUGUCCUCAAACAGCUUCUUGUGUUCAGGAAACAGAACCCAGACCUUAAAGCCAACGCAUGACCCAAAAGAGUGCAUAAAAGAAAUUAAAUCCUCAAUGUGGGUAUAUGUAAUGGUCGGAAAUGUUAUCCGUGGAACUGGUGAAACUCCUAUCAUGCCCUUGGGUAUUUCCUACAUAGAAGAUUUUGCCAAAUCAGAAAACUCCCCUUUAUACAUUGGGAUUUUAAAAAUUGGAGUGGUCAUUGGUCCCUUGAUUGGACUUAUGUUGGCAACCUUCUGUGCAAAUAUUUAUGUAGACUCUUGGUCUGUGAAUACAGAUGACCUGACCAUAACUCCCACUGACACACGCUGGGUCGGUGCUUGGUGGGUCGGAUUUUUGAUCUGUGCGGGAGUGAAUGUCCUGACCAGCAUCCCCUUUUUCUUUUUUCCCAAAACACUCCCAAAGGAAGGACUAGAGGAUAAUGUGGAUGUGACUAAAAGUGACAGAGAAGAGAAACACCGAGGAAAAGCCAAGGAGGAAAAACGUGGAAUCACUAAAGAUUUCUUGCCAUUCAUGAAGAGCUUCUUCUGCAAUUCGAUUUACAUGCUUUUCAUCCUCCUAAGUGUGCUCCACCUCAACGCAAUCGUCAUUAUUGUUACCUUCAUGCCUAAAUACCUGGAACAGCAGUUUGGAAAAUCAACCGCAGAGAUAGUCUUUCUCAUAGGUCUUUAUACCUUACCUCCAAUAUUUGUUGGAUAUGUAAUUGGUGGCCUGAUUAUGAAGAAGUUCAAGACUUCUAUGAAGAAAGCAGCAUAUAUAGCUUUCUGCCUAUCCCUGACUGAGUACCUUCUAUCUUUCUUUUACUUCUUAAUGACCUGUGAUAAUUUUCCAGUUGCUGGUUUAACUACCUCUUAUGAUGGAAUCCAGCAGCCUUUGUACGUGGAGAAUAUGGUCCUUGAUGACUGCAACACAAGAUGUAACUGCUUAACUAGAACGUGGGACCCAGUGUGUGGAGAGAAUGGCCUGGCAUAUAUGUCAGCCUGCCUUGCAGGCUGUGAGAAGUCUGUUGGAACAGGAAUCAACAUGGUGUUUCAAAACUGCAGCUGCAUUGGGUCUUCAGGAAACUCAUCUGCAGUCCUUGGGCUGUGUAAAAAAGGCCCUGACUGCACUAUCAGGCUGCAGUACUUUUUCAUAUUGGUACUAAUUACCAGUCUCAUCUACUCCCUAGCAGUCGUUCCUGGGUAUAUGGUUUUACUGAGGUGUGUCAAGUCUGAAGAGAAGUCACUUGGAAUUGGGUUACAUGCAUUUUGUACAAGAGUAUUUGCUGGCAUUCCAGCACCUAUUUACUUUGGUGCCUUGAUAGACAGAACCUGUUUACACUGGGGGACUCUGAAAUGUGGAGAACCAGGGGCGUGCAGGAUGUAUGAUACGAAUAACUUCAGGAACAUUUACAUCGGCUUGCCUGCAGCACUAAGAGGAUUGAGCUAUCUCCCAGCGUUCUUCAUUCUAAAACUCAUGAAGAAGCGCCAACUCCCUGGGGAAACUGACUCUUCAGAAACUGAACUUGCAGAGACAAAGCUCACAGAGAAGAAAAGCGAGUGUGUGGAUGUGCACAGAAGUCCCGAGGUUGAGAAUGACAGAGAACUGAAAACUAAGCUGUAAUGAGUUUUCUAUUGGCCUGCACAAGCCCUUGACAGAGUGUGCAUUUGAUUCUUUUGAAUUGUAAGAAGUACUAUAGGAAAUCUCUUCUUAUCCUUAAGGACCUCAAAAUUAUUUUACUCAUGACAAAAAUAUUUACUGACAGCAUUUUUAGAACAUUAGGGUAGCACUUAAGAUUUUCCCAGGGAAGUCUAUGGUGACCCCAUACUGAACUAUAUAGCUGUCUUCAUUUUCAAAGAGCAUUUUCUCUUUUAACUCAAUAUAAGCCUGUGAGUAUUUCCCACAUAUCUUCAAAUAGCAUUAAAACUUGGCCAUUUCUGAAACACUAUUCAAUUUCAUUAAAUUUAUGCUUUAAUGCUGGAAGUAUUUAGAGCUGAAAAUAUGCAUCUUUGUUGUGUCACAUUGAAUAAUUAUCCUUUCUACAUGCAAGACAUCUGCACAUGUCUAUGUCUAUUUAGGAGUUGUAAACUUUUUUUUGAGACAUGCUGCUUCCAAAAUAUGACUUCUCAUAAUGUAUGGCCUCUUGUUUUGUAUCCCUUCUUUUAUUACUCUUGUCAAACAUUUAAUCACUUUGUUUAGAGCACUGACACAUUUAGUGAGGUUAUUAAAAAUCUUGUAGCAAAGAUGGUUCGAACUUUUUUUUAUAGUAAUUCAAGAUUGGGCAUGAAAGUCUUUCCUAAAAACCAGUAUUUGAGAAAGGCAGACCUUCCAAAGACCCUUUGUGGAGACAGAACUCUAUGUCAGUAGUAGAGUGCUUGCCUAGUUUGUGGCAACCCUAAUGUAAACUACUGAUAAUAAAACAAAAUAUAUUUAAAAAGUCAAGGAUGGAUGCCGUAUUUACAGUUCAACAGACUGCCUUCUCAUAUGCAGGUGGCCUCUUUGGUCCAGUGUUCAUUUUACUCAUGGGUUCUCAGAGCACCUGGUUAUUAAAUUUCAAAAUCAUCUCAGAGUAAAAUGAUUUAACAAGGGCCAGCUGGAUGGCUCAGUGGAAAGGGGUGUUUGCCACCAAGUCUGACAUGAUAAUUUUGAUCUCUGGGAUGAAGAAAGAAAACCAUCUCUUGUAAAUUAUCCUUUACCCUCUGCUGUAGUUCCUCACCCUCAAACAAAUAAAUAAAUGAAAAAAAAUUGUAGAAAGUUGUAAACUGUAACAUUGGGAUUAAUAAAAUUCAAGGUGCACUUUAAAAUCAAAAUCAACUUGUUUGAGAACUGUCCCUCUUAAGAUCGGGAAUUAGGACAUUUGGGUUCCAGUUGAUAACUCUGCUUGUGAAGAACUGGGGGUGCACCCUUAAUUGACAAAGUGAACCACCAGGCUAGGUGUUGAGAGUUAAAAUCCUCUUUUAUUUCCAGUUCCCUCUGCUUUGUGCUUUGGUUGAGGAUGUGAAAUCUCAGCUUCCUGCCCCAGUCACCAUGGCUGCAGCUGGCUGUCAUGCCUCCUUGCCAUGAGGGACUUCUAUCCCUCUGGAAUCAUAAGCAAAAAUAAACUCUUUUCUUUUA
Peromyscus leucopus (white-footed mouse) is the source of this 3565-nucleotide messenger RNA. RefSeq names its product solute carrier organic anion transporter family member 1A5-like. Gene Ontology annotation, cellular component: membrane. The transcript is spliced from 14 exons. Gene Ontology annotation, molecular function: protein binding; bile acid transmembrane transporter activity. Gene Ontology annotation, biological process: sodium-independent organic anion transport; bile acid and bile salt transport; transmembrane transport. NCBI's taxonomy places the organism in Eukaryota, Metazoa, Chordata, Mammalia, Rodentia, Cricetidae. The record is from RefSeq and is a predicted model, not a curated record. Bases 62 to 2074 code for a protein of 670 amino acids.